CUGUGCUCUGCACACAUCAGACCUAAUCUGCAGUAUCUUGUAUUAUACUGUUUCAUUUUUUUCUGUGUAGCACAGUUUAAGAAUGACAUUGGUAACCUGGAGACUUUCCAGAGGAGCCAACUAGGAUUAGGAGGGACCUUGAGUCCAUGUACUAUGGCAAUCAAAUGAAGGACCUGGGAAUGUUAGCCUAGAGAAGAGAAGAAUGGAAGGAGGUAGGAAAUGGAAGCUGUCUGCAAGUAUUUGAAGGGACCUUGUGAGGUUGAAGGACUAGAAUUCUUCUGUCUGGACCCAGAAGACAGAGCCAGUAGCAAUGGGAGGAUGUUAAAAAGAGACUAAUUUGGGCUUCCCAUCAGAAAAGGAAAAAAGAUCCUCCUAGCAAUAAGAAAUACCCCAAAGAGGAAUCCACUGCCCAGGGAAGAGAUGGUCAAGCAUAGGCCUUAGCCUGUCUGGGUGGAGAUAGCACCUCCUUCCACCACAUCCUGUAUCCAGCCAGCUAGUCUGACCCAUCUUUCCUCUCUGCAUCAGAGUCCAAGCAGCCUCAGACCCUGCUAAGGGCUUGUCAUGUCCCCAGCACUCAUGGCCCUCCUCUGCUUUGGGCUAUGUCUGGUCAAGAAGAUGGAGUCAAAGACAGAGUUCUUCCCCAAACCAUUGCUAUGUGCCUUGCCCAGAGCCAUGGUGCUCCCGGGGUGGAAUGUGACAUUGCGGUGCUGGCAGCCUGCCCAGUCUUCCCUCCAGGGGCUGAGAUUUGCUCUGAUGAAAGUGGGGACCACAGAGCCCAUACAAAGCCAAAGUCUUGGGGGGACUCAGGCUGACUUCUCUCUGCCAUCUGUGACUGCUGAGAACACAGGGAGUUACAACUGCCUUUACUAUGAAAUGAAUGCCCCCCACAGGAUGUCAGAGCCCAGUGAGAUCCUGGACCUGUUGGUGACAGGGUAUCUCCCCAAACCCUCUCUCUUGGCCCGGCCAAGUCCUAUGAUGUCCCCUGGAGGGAAUGUGACCCUCUGGUGCUGGCGGCCUCCCCAGGCAGACCUCCAGGAAGUGAAAUUUACCUUGCUUAAGGCUGGGACCCUAAAGCCCUUACAACACCAGAUCCCAGCAGAGAUCCAGGCUGCCUUUUCCCUCCUGUCCGUCAGGGCUGAGGAUGCUGGAAGCUACACAUGCACCUACUCUGAGACAGAGCCCCCUGGCAUGAUGUCAAAGCCCAGUGAUGCCCUGGAGCUGUUGGUUACAGGUUCUCUCCCCAAGCCCUUGCUCUCAGCCCUUCCAGGUCCUGUGAUAGCCCCGGGGUGGCACGUCACACUCCAGUGUCAGCAGCCAACCUGGUCCUCCCUCUGGGGAUUGACAUUUGCACUGUUUAAAGCUGGUGUCCCUGAGCCCAUACAGCAACAGAGACCAGUGGGGGCCCAGGCUUUCUUCCCCAUCCUGGCUGUGAGGGCCCAGGAUUCAGGGAACUACAGCUGUGUUUACUACCAUUCGAUGGCACUUCAGCACAAAGCGUCAGAGCCCAGUGAUCCCCUGGAAAUCCGGGUGACUGAUUUGGGGGUACAUUCUCAUGCCUAUCAAGAGCAAGACUCAACCCAACCAGGUUAUACUGUGCACAAUCUCUUUCACAUCAGCCUGGUCGGGCUGGUCCUUGUUGUCAUCGGUGUACUUUUGGGCAGUGACUGGAACAGCCUGAGGAGUUGAGAAGAAGCCAGAGGAUCUCUGCCUACAGCAUCAAGGCUGGAUAGACAGGAAGCACAUCUUGAGAUCUGAGGAUUAUACAGAUGUCAAACUGACCAGCAAGUGUUGUGGGAGAGAGAUCAGCCAACUCUGGACAGCUUAAGGGGGACUGGACUCAAACCAACCUAAGGUCCAGAGUUCACUCACUGUAGGAAGCCUUCUGUCCCAUUCCACAGGCCGAAUAGCACCUGCUUCCUGCCCUCUGCCCUGUCUUCUCUCCAUGCUGAAUCACCAGGUCCUCUCCUCCCUAGCUUCCCUUCAUACUUUUGCCAUAAAUGGGUAUCCAUAGACUCUACUAAUAAAUAAAGUGGAAAGGUAAGAUGUAUUUCCCAAAUAACAAAGGUCCAGAAAGUUAUGAAAUUACUGGAGUAACAACAGUUCUCAGCUCUGACCCACCUUACAUGUUACAAAGCACUUUUUUUACCCACUACUAGGUGAUUCAGUGGAUAGAGUGCUGUGAGUCACAAAGACCUGAGUUCAAAACCUCCUUCAGACCUUUAUUAGCUGUGGGAGCCUGGGUAAUUCAUGUAACACUUUCUCUUAGCCUUAGUUCCUGUAUUUGUAAAUAAUAACAGCACGAAUUUCAAAGGGCUGUUAGGAAUGUAAAAUGAGAUAUAUUUGAAAGUGCUUUGUAAAUUAGAUGGACAUAGAUAUAUAAACAUAUACCUAUAAGCACGUGCUAUGUAAGUAGUGUGUGUGUGUGUGUAUAUAUAUAUAUAUAUAUAUACACACACACACACACACACACACAUACACAUAUUUACACGCACUUCAUAAAUUCUGGCUAUUAACACUGUGCAAUGAUCAACUAUGAUCGACUUAGCUCUUCCCAGCAAUGCAAUGAUCCAAGUCAAUUCCGAA
Messenger RNA from Phascolarctos cinereus (koala), 2583 nucleotides. NCBI's taxonomy places the organism in Eukaryota, Metazoa, Chordata, Mammalia, Diprotodontia, Phascolarctidae. The record is from RefSeq and is a predicted model, not a curated record.